Molecule: messenger RNA, 300 nt
Organism: Cetraspora pellucida
Lineage: Eukaryota; Fungi; Glomeromycota; Glomeromycetes; Diversisporales; Gigasporaceae
Source: the annotation of a GenBank genome assembly
AUGAAAGUUUAUAAAACCAAAGAUUUACUUUGUUUGUUUAACUUUCUUGCUAAUGAUUACCUAAAAAGUGAGUUGGCAAUAUGUAAAACUUCUGAAAAGCAAAGGUGGCAAUAUGCAAAUACUCUUAUAGUCAAAAAUAAAGCCAAAGAAAAAGAGCAAACUAUAUCUGAUAAAAAAGAGAAAGAUUCAAUUAAGCUAUUAACUUUUAGAUCCUAUCAACUUAAAGAAAGUAAAUCAGGAUAUACAGAUUCUGAAAGUUCAGGUCCACAAAACCAUUUAGACUAUGAAAAGGAAUUAUAA